UCUAUAUUGUCAGUGUGACAAAUCAAUAGAAACUGUGUAUUUACAUUUUUUUGUUCAACCAUAAAAUUAGUCAAAUGAAAUACAUACAAGGGGCAAUGUCCGACUUCUUUAAACCUAAAAGUUCAGAAAAACCCAAAAAUGAUAACUCGGAAGAUUCAUCAAAACAGAAAGAGGAACAAAAACUAAAAAAAGCAGAGGCGUGUGGUAUGGGAGAUUACGAUUACAAAAAUUGUCCUUUUAAUGAAGAAAUGGAAGACGAGGAAUUCGAGAAAAUUUCUAGGACAACUAGCAUAUUGUUUUCAAAUAUAGAACGUGAACUAGCACACAAUUUUCAAGAACGAAGAACUCUGGAAGAAAAGUUAAAGGAUCUAGAAGAAGAGUUACUCAAACGUCAAGAUUUAUACGAAGCAUGCUACAAUUUGCAUAAAAAAGAGUCGGUUCACGUAGAACAAAUUUCCGCCAAAAUUAAGAAAUUUUCCGACAAUGUAGAUUAUCAUGAAGAAGUGACAGAAUCUUGGCAAGUGCUCAUCGAUCAGUUUCGUAAAAUUCCUGAAGAGACAUCUUGUCGCUAGUGAAGUUUUCAUACAAUUUUUGUACCGUAAUGUUAAUAUUAUUUGGCUUAGCAAAAUUAAAGAGUAAUGAAAACCUUA
Messenger RNA from Diabrotica virgifera virgifera (western corn rootworm), 650 nucleotides. RefSeq lists its product as uncharacterized. Bases 75 to 572 code for a protein of 165 amino acids. The record is from RefSeq and is a predicted model, not a curated record. NCBI's taxonomy places the organism in Eukaryota, Metazoa, Arthropoda, Insecta, Coleoptera, Chrysomelidae. The transcript has 2 exons.